AAUAUUUUCAAUUGAUUACGUAAUAGUCUAGAACAGUUAUUACAGGUAUAAAAGUCGCCGCUCUAACAUACAAUCCUUACAACUGCGCACAAGCUUAAAGAGUAAAGGAGUAAAGUUAGCUAUCAUUAAAUAAUCAGGACAUAAGUUUCAAAAAUUGGUUUGACAAACAUGGGAAACGACAACUUGUCUAUUGUGAGUUUUAACAGCUCAAGAAAAGGUCUUUUAACAUUAUCACCUGACCAAAGACCAUCAUAUUUGCAGAGAAUAUUUCAAAGUUCGAAUGCGAAGCCAGACAUAUGCUUCCUUCCUGGAGACGACAAAUAUGCGAAACUUAACGCUAUCAGAGGCUAUGAUCAGUUCACUGUUCCUAAUUCAGAAGAUACUGUUGUUCUUUUUGACGUCAACAGGGUAAAAAUGGAGAAACCAAAAGUCAGUUUUAAUUCUUUUGGACAGUUGCCUGGCUUGGAUUUCGAUAAACUCGUGGUUCCCCAAGUAGAGGUUUCUACCCUCCAGCCGUAUAAGCAAGUGGUAAAGGAAUUCUCGAUGAUCUCCUGGAAAUAUGGUUACUUCCAGUCAACCGGUUUUAGUGUUGAAACCCUCAUGGAAAGUUUAAUUACAUUUUCACAGAGACUUGCAAUCACGACAGGGAAACCAGUUCUGAUUGGUGGAGAAAUGAAUAUCGAGUAUAGUACCUUGAUGAAAAUAGUGAAAAAACUUUCAACUGAUCAACAAGAAGAGUUUCUAGCAAAUAUGCAACCGGUGAUGUGUGAGCAGGGCUUUCUUCCCUCCAUGACAAAGUCUUCCCUCAGAGAUAUACGUCAUUUGUUUAUGAUGAAUGUAUUUCAAUGCAAAUCCACCAGCUCAAAUGGCGUUAUUAAAACGUGGGAAGACAGACAAAGGACCGAAAUUGUGCCUGACUGUUUCAUUGCAUCCAAACAUCUAAAACUCGCAGAGGCUUCUCUAUUGGAUGUUGAAGAGGUCACAGGACGCCAAAUUUGCAUGUCAUUAUUGCAAAAACAUAAACCAACUCAAACCUCUAUGGAAAUUCCUGUGAGACCCCCAAAACAUCAUGGCGGCUAGAUAAAAACCCAGUUUUGAUCAUUCGUCAACGACCAAGUGUAGAGAGAAAGUAAAAAAUGGCGAAGGAUAAUAGCACUUGAAAGAUGUGAGACUGAGUAGUGUUGCGUAAUCAUUAUUGUGUUUUAUCACUGAUAAAAUAUGUUGUUGUUAGAAGAUUUUGAAAAAUGAUGGACGGGUGAUACUGAACAAUGGUAAAACAGGCUGAUUUGUGAUGCAUUCAAGAAGUAACGUUUCGUUUUAAUAAAUAUAUUUACUGGCAAAAGGCAAAACAAAGAUUUGACAUUAUAUUUGACGACAUAUUAAUUUGAUUUUGUAUAAAAGAUUAGCGUUCGGUAUUGAUUGUGUACAAGUUUUUUUCUAUCCUUUUUUGAAAUGACUACUAUAAAAAAUUAUCAUGAUAUGAUCAUUGUUAUGUAGAAAAUGUUUAAUCUUAUUUUGAUACCUUUGAAAACGAAAAUGAUUUGUCACUUACAAAUAUUAUCUAUCUAUUGUAUUUCUUUCAUUACAAAAGUUAGUGUAUUCUACAUGCAACUAUAGCACAUGCCAUUCCGCAUUGAGUGAUUAUUUAGAUAUGUGAUAUUGCCUUUUUAUUUCUAAAAAUAUAAAAUAAAGGUGUCUAUGUU
Ruditapes philippinarum (Manila clam) is the source of this 1703-nucleotide messenger RNA. RefSeq lists its product as uncharacterized. NCBI's taxonomy places the organism in Eukaryota, Metazoa, Mollusca, Bivalvia, Venerida, Veneridae. The coding region runs from base 169 to 1080 and encodes 303 amino acids. The record is from RefSeq and is a predicted model, not a curated record. The transcript is spliced from 3 exons.